AUGGAGACGCCGGACGAUGACUCGGCAGCAUUGAGUACAGCUGACGUGGUGGAGGUAAAACAGGCUCGGUGUGCCAGCCACUGCCUACUCCGAGCUCGGUGUGCCACCCACUGCCUACUCCGAGCUCGGUGUGCCACCCACUGCCCCACUCCGAGCUCGGUGUGCCACCCACUGCCUACUCCGAGCUCGGUGGUGCCACCCACUGCCUACUCCGAGCUCGGUGUGCCACCCACUGCCUACUCCGAGCCCGGUGUGCCACCCACUGCCUACCUCCGAGCUCGGUGUGCCACCCACUGCCUACUUCCGAGCUCGGUGUGCCACCCACUGCCCACUCCGAGCUCGGUGUGCCACCCACUGCCUACUCCGAGCUCGGUGUGCCACCCACUGCCUACUCCGAGCUCGGUGUGCCACCCACUGCCUACUCCGAGCUCGGUUGUGCCACCCACUGCCUACUCCGAGCUCGGUGUGCCACCCACUGCCCACUCCGAGCUCGGUGUGCCACCCACUGCCUACUCCGAGCUCGGUGUGCCACCCACUGCCCCUACUCCGAGCUCGGUGUGCCACCCCACUGCCUACUCCGAGCUCGGUGUGCCACCCACUGCCUACUCCGAGCUCGGUGUGCACCCACUGCCACUCCGAGCUCGGUGUGCCACCCACUGCCUACUCCGAGCUCGGUGUGCCACCCACUGCCUACUCCGAGCUCGGUGUGCCACCCACUGCCUACUCCGAGCUCGGUGUGCCACCCACUGCCUACUCCGAGCUCGGUGUGCCACCCACUGCCUACUCCGAGCUCGGUGUGCCACCCACUGCCCACUUCCACUCCGAGCUCGGUGUGCCACCACUGCCUACUCCGAGCUCGGUGUGCCACCCACUGCCCACUCCGAGCUCGGUGUGCCACCCACUGCCUACUCCGAGCUCGGUGUGCCACCCACUGCCUACUCCGAGCUCGGUGUGCCACCCACUGCCCACUCCGAGCUCGGUGUGCCACCCACUGCCUACUCCGAGCUCGGUGUGCCACCCACUGCCUACUCCGAGCCCGGUGUGCCACCCACUGCCUACUCCGAGCUCGGUGUGCCACCCACUGCCUACUCCGAGCUCGGUGUGCCACCCACUGCCCACUCCGAGCUCGGUGUGCCACCCACUGCCCACUCCGAGCUCGGUGUGCCACCCACUGCCUACUCCGAGCUCGGUGUGCCACCCACUGCCUACUCCGCUGGGUUGUGUGAUGUGCCGCCGGCCGCGAAUACAGAAGGCUUCAGAGUGUCGAUGAUGAUCUAUAGCUCGUCUCUCACUACGACUCCUCUGCGCGAACAAUGGGAUUGA
Messenger RNA from Rhipicephalus microplus (southern cattle tick), 1323 nucleotides. RefSeq names its product SH3 domain-containing protein C23A1.17-like. Lineage: Eukaryota; Metazoa; Arthropoda; Arachnida; Ixodida; Ixodidae. The record is from RefSeq and is a predicted model, not a curated record.